Talaromyces amestolkiae is the source of this 1401-nucleotide messenger RNA. RefSeq lists its product as uncharacterized. The coding region runs from base 1 to 1401 and encodes 466 amino acids. NCBI's taxonomy places the organism in Eukaryota, Fungi, Ascomycota, Eurotiomycetes, Eurotiales, Trichocomaceae. The record is from RefSeq and is a predicted model, not a curated record. The transcript has 4 exons.
AUGGCUGAGAUUCAAAAGACAGCAAGGAACCCGGUCGCCACUGAAGAUGACCAUUCUUCUGGCAAUGUUGCCGGGUAUAAAUGGCAUCGAGGUGUGUUUUUCCAGGCUACCGUGGUAGGAAUUACGGCCUUUGCAGCGCCUGGUCUGUGGAAUGCGAUGAACUCGGUUGGUGCUGGUGGUCAGCAAAGUCCGUAUCUUGUUAUGGCGGGCAACGCAAUUCUGUUUGCUCUCAUGGUCAUUUCCUGCCUCACCGGCAGUCUCAUCGCGAAUCGUUUCGGUUUAAAAGCAGCUCUUAUCUUCGGUACAACUGGAUACGCGCUGUACUCCGCAGCUCUGUACACAAAUAACAGAUACGGAACAGUAUGGUUCAUAUACUUCGGUUCUGCCGCUUGUGGUAUCACCGCCGGAGUCUUUUGGGCGGCUGAAGGCGCCAUCAUGCUGAGCUACCCUAGUGUUGAGACCAGAGGCCGAUAUCUAUCUUAUUGGCUAGCAUACCGGAACAGUGGUUCGAUUUUGGGUGGUAUCAUUCAGUUGGCCUUCAACUAUUCUGGUGUCAAGACAGGGAAACUUGACUGGCGUACAUAUAUUGUAUUUGUCGUUUUGCUGGGAUGUCUGCUCUCUCCGCCUGAAAAAGUUCUACGUCGAAACGGAACGCGUGUACAAGCUCCAGAGCGAAUCUCUGAUAUUGCCGAGUUGAAAGCUCUCGGUAAACUCGCCAUCCGCAAAGACUUUCUCCUGGUGAUCCCCUUCUUCAUGUAUGUGACAUGGGAACUCCCUUACUCGAGCGCAUACCUUUCGCUAUACUUUAGCGUACGAGCUCGUGCUCUCGCCUCUCUCGUAUCCGCCAUCUCCCAGGUAGUAACCACACUUGCCUUCGGAGCCUUCCUCGACCAGAAAAGAAUUUCCCUGAACAAACGCGCACAAAUCGGAUACAUCUUCAUCAUGGCGCUCGUCGGUGGAUGCUGGAUCUGGGGUACCAUCGUCCAGACCGGCUACCAAAAACAUAAGCCCGCCUUGGACUGGGUCGAUAGAGGCUUUGGUCGAGGAUGGGCAUUGUACAUCCUCUGGCAAGUCAAUUUUUCGUUAUUGUACAAUUUCGGUUACUGGUUGGUUGGGUUCAUGGCCAAGGAACCCGCUGAAAUUGUCCGAUACACAUCUAUUGCUCGGGCCUUGGAGGCUGCUGGGCAAUGUAUUGCUUCGGGUAUAAGUUCGACCUCGGCGCCGUUGAUUGCGUCAUUGGGUGUCAAUUUUGCUGUCUGGGGAAUUGCUGUUAUUCCGGCUUAUUUGGUUGUGCGACAAGUUGGGAUUGUUCAUGUUGGUAUCAACCAUGAACAGACAACGACCAGCGAGACGGAGCGGAAGCUAUCGUCUACAGAUGAAGACAUUCAUGGCGAGGAUUAA